AUGACGGUCAAUAGAUUUGGGUGGUUUUUGUCUAAUCUCCAUUGUAACGAUAGUUCAUUAGAACCAAAACGUGGAUCACCCAGUUUUGACAAAUUAUACAAACUUAGGACUGUGAUUGAAAAAUUAAGUGAAAGUUUUCUAAAAUCCAAAAAUCUUACUCAAAGUCUUACUCAAAAUCUUACAAUCGAUGAGUCAAUGAUAAAAUUCAAAGGCCGCUCUACUAUAAAACAAUAUAUGCCACAAAAACCGAUCAAAAGAGGGUACAAGAUUUGGAUGCUCAAUGAUAAAACUAAGUAUACUUCAAAGUUUCAAGUUUAUACUGGAAAAGUUGUAGGUGGUGUGGAAAAGUUAUUAGGUGAAAGGAUAGUAAAUGAUCUAAUGAUUGGUUUAGAAGGAAAAAAUCAUAUUUUAUUCAUUGACAACUACUUUACAAGUUAUCCACUUUUUCAAAAUCUAAUGAAAAAAAAAAUUUAUGCAUGUGGUACAAUUAGGUCAAAUAGAAAAUACCUCCCUAACUUUUUACCUGACAAAAACUUAAAAAGAGGAAACUUUGAUUACUAUGUAAGUAAUCACAACAUAGCAGUUUACAAAUGGAUGGAUAAUAAACCUGUUCAUAUGAUAUCAUCCUUACUCUCACCCAAUGAGACUUUUCAAGUAAAAAGAAAACUCAAAGAUGGAAAUACUACUAUGGUCCCCUGUCCAACAGUGCUUAUUAGUUACAAUAAUAAUAUGAAUAAUGUUGAUGUUUUUGAUCAGCUAAAAGCAGCAUAUGGAAUCAACCGAAAAGCUAGAAAAUGGUGGCAUAGGUUAUUUUUUCAUUUUCUUGAUAUGGCUAUAGUUAAUGCUUUCAUACUUUUUAAAGAACUUACUAAAGAAAAGAUUUCUAUGAAAGACUUUCGAAGGCGGAUAGUUAAUGGUUUAUUAGCUCCAAAUCAACUACAACCUCCAAAAAAAAAAUAA
Messenger RNA from Melanaphis sacchari, 960 nucleotides. Its product is annotated as piggyBac transposable element-derived protein 4-like. Lineage: Eukaryota; Metazoa; Arthropoda; Insecta; Hemiptera; Aphididae. The coding region runs from base 1 to 960 and encodes 319 amino acids. The record is from RefSeq and is a predicted model, not a curated record. The transcript has a single exon.